UUGGCUCCCAGUCACAUGACGGGAAGCUCGCAGUGACGCGGCUGAGUGGGAGUCGUUUUGAAAUGUAAAUACACAUCCAUGAGCUUUUCGUCUGUUUUAUUCUCCAACCGAUGAACAAAUGAAGUUAUAUUUGAUUUAAAAUGUCAGGAGAAGGACUAAUGCAGCAGAGCCGAGAACCAUGAGGCUGGAAGCUAAAGCGGAAGAGCUCAUUCAUUAAAACCUGGAUGCGGUUGUGCUUCUGUCCCAGGAGGAGUGGCAGUUUCCCACUAUACCAUCUAUCUUUGCAGGCUGGUCGUGACAGCAGCUCCAUUGGCCUUUCAAUGGGAGGAAAACCUCACUAUCAUGGACGACUCUGACCAGGAUUUUGUAGAUCUUGCAUCCAAGCUGCUGAAACGAGUCCGAAAGAAACCAGCUGAACCCAGGCUGCCACGGAGAGCAGAGCAUCAGUCGGCCUCCAGUCAGGCAAGCGAGGGUGUCAAGAGGAGGAGAAACAACAAAAAGGAUGGUGACUCUCGGCCAAAAGUCCCGGGGACCCAGUCUGUCUGCAGUGGGACUGGCUGUGACUCAGGAGAUGCUGGGUCUUUGGCUGUGCCUUCAGGAGCCAGAGCUGAGAGAGUCCUGACAGCGGAAGACAAAGUGCUCCUCAGGAUGCAACAGUUCAAGAGAGCCAGUCCUCAGAGGAUGGUGCACAGGGACGCGACCCUGCCAACAAGCCACGAGAACGACCGCACUCCGAACCCACCGCCACAAAGACAAGAUCCUCCACAACCCAGCACUUCUGGUCUCCACCCAGACAGUGACGAGGCGUUGGCCCUGCGGCUGCAGCAGGAGCUGGACAAGGAGGCAGCAGAGGCCGAGGUGGUGAACCUGGAGGACGGAGGCCUCUUCUUCUGUCAGAUCUGCCACCGAGACCUGUCACACAUGACCCCCGAUGGGCGAACGCAACAUAUCAACAGGUGUUUAGAUGACAGUGAAGAGAGCGCCCCACCCCCUCCUCCUCCCCCUGCUCUCCCUGAAUGUCCGAUCUGUGGUAAGAAGUUCAAGUCCCAGAAGAGUCGCUCGGCCCACCUGAAGCGCUGCUCCUCAGACAUGGGCGUACUUCCAGCUGUCUUGCUGCAGGCUCUGCAGAGACAGGCUGAAGAGACCCAGAACGUCCCCACUGUCAACACAGCACGCACACAGACUGGAGGCACUAAAAGGAAAGGCCCUUCCAAGCCUGGCGUCCCAGCGAGGAAGAAGCCCAGGAAGAAGAGCGAUCCUCUGGAUGAAGACACCAUGGUGGCUCUGGCUCUGUCCUCCUCCCUGCUGGAACAGGAGAGGGAGGCACAGAGAGGGUUAAAAACAGAGGUCACUGCCGUUCACACCUCCAUGACUCCAGUGCUGAAAGCAGACACAGGUAAAGGGCGUAGAAAGAAGAAAAAAGGAGCCGUCCCUCGUCCUCCUCCGCUCCUGCUCGUUCAGGAUGCUCAGGCGGCCCUGGUGAGGCUGCAGGAACGUGUCUCUGCUCUCCUCCUACACAGCCGGGCCCCCUCUCCCCCCACCCCGACCCGCUGCCCCAGCAGCCUGUGUGGCUUGAGCAGGGCGGCCCCCCUCUGGCAGAAAAGCACACUGCUGAGCAGCAGCUUCACCUGUCAGUCAGAUUUCUACACUCAGGAGCUCAGAGAGUUCAUUACUCCUUGGGAAACCCCAAAGACUGCUGCAGCCCCUUUGAACGCUGGAAACAAGUCUGAGUCUUCUCUGCGACCUCUGACUGAAGGAACUCCUGUGGCAGGGGCCAGGACCUCCAUCCUGCCUUCUUCCUCCCAGACUGCAGCCUCCUCCUCGGCUCCCUCCACCCCGGGCACGGGGCAGCACCCAGUGGGCAGCCAGGCCCUGAGGGACCUGAUGGAGCUGGCUGAAGACGGCAUGACCCUCACACAGUGCAGAUACAUGACCUCGGGCAGUGACAAAAACGAACAGAGCAGAGCCAGUCUGUCUACAAACCUCCUGGAGGAGUCAGAGGAGCAGGCUGACAUAUGUGUGAGCGGCUUCCUGCCAGAGGCGGCACACACACACUCAGAAAACACACAGAGACAAGCACAGAGGAAAAGUGACAAGCCACGUGGAGAUGAAGAGCGAGGCAGCCACCGAUCGGUGGCACUAUCGAGACUGGAGUCAGACCUGAGCAGCAUGGUGAACAACCCUCAGCUCAGUGAUGUGCAGAUCCAGGUCGACAGUGGAGACGUCUACUUUGCCCAUUCCUUCAUGGUGUACGCCCGCUGCCCCCUGCUGGCAGAAAUGCUACAUGAAGGUGGUUUCGGGGUGCAGGAGGAGGGUUCGUCUGCAGCCCAGAGGGUGUUGAUGAGCGACGUCCCGGGACAGGCUGUGUUCGCUCUGCUGCAGUACCUGUACACGGCCCACUGCUCCAUCCCAGCCUCACUGCGACCUCACAUACUAGAGCUGGCAUCAAGGUUCGACUUGCAGGAGCUGCAGCAGCUUUGUGAGUCACCGACUCCUGAACAGGAGGCAGACUACAUGAACCAGGGCGAGAAUGUCAACGACCAAACAGACCAGGCCUUCAUGGUGCUCCUCCGCUCUAUGUGGAAUGAAGAGGAUGAGGAAGACGAGGGAUUAGAUACUGAUGGUGGAGAUGAUGAGGAGAGAAGGUUGGAAGAAGAAGAUCAUCAAACCGAUGAUGUCGCAUCUGGUGAAAGAGAGAUCUGUGAGGAACAGGUGAACGAGGAAGAGCUGGAUGAGAUCUACGAGUUUGCAGCAACACAGAGAAAGAGGGAGGAGGAGAAAGACUCAGUAGAGGACGAUGAAGAGCAGGAAAAGGUAGAUGAUGGAGAGGAAGAACUGACAGAAGCUAAAAGAGACUUGAGCAAGAAAACUCCAAAGCCGAACUCUCAACUUGAGCCAGACCCCAGCCUGGAUAUCACCUACAGCCGCCUCUUCUCAGACACUUGGGGAGUCUACGAGGACAAAGACCCCUCUUCCUUGUCACCUUCAACCUCAAGCCCACCAAAGACACACACCGUACAUUACCAGAAACACCAGUCCUCUCAUAAACCGUCAUGUGAACUCUCUGGCAGAACUUUGCUUCAGUCCUCACCAAGCGGAUUCGAUGCCUUUUCCCAGAGCCCUCCACCCAGUACCUCCAACCUGCCUGUGGCAGGUCUGUCCCCUGGUCAGGUGGGGGACUCAGGAACCGAUGCUGUUGAACUGGACGUGCCUAAACAAUGUCUGUCUUUGAAGCGAGAAGGCCAAGAUCCUCGUAGUAUUUGUGUUCCUGUUUCUCCUGAUUCACCCCCCAAAAAGAAGGAGCCAGAGCUCAUAGUUUUGUCCGACUCAAGCGAGGAGAUGGAGGUAGAUGUGGCUGUUCUAAGACCCUGCAGUCCUUCGUCACAUUCUCCUUGCACUGUCCAGAAGCUGCAGAGUUACACCCAAAUCAAACCUCAGUCAAUCCCGAAACCUACAGAACCCCUCAUGGAGAAUAAAGUGUCCCGUAGUUUAGAGUUAAAUCCUGGUGAUCCAUCUGCAGCCUUGGGUCAAGGUCAUCCAGGUUCCGGUUGUGAUCCGAGUCCAGACUGUUCCCCUGAAGUCUCCUGGCUGAUCCCGUCCACACCGGUGCAGCAUGAAAGAUGCAGUAGGACCAGCUCCAGCAGGUCCAGCUCCACACAGACCAAAAGCAGCAUUUGCAGGACACAGCUGUUCCCUAGUGGCGAUUCGUCUUCUUCACGCUCUUCUCUCUUCUCUUCCCCUGCUCUACCACUUCACAACACACUUCACAACUCGAGCAGUACUGCCCACGUUGGCCUAACAGAGCGCAGCAUUCCCAGGUUGAAACUGGAAGAGACCGCUCCCUGUAGCUCCAGCUUGGAUCUCAACUUUUCCCCUCAAAGAACCAGUAGUUAUGACGGAAGUAAGAACAGAGAAAUGUCUGCAGUUCUCCCGCACAAACUUACACUUGCACUCCUCUCAAGCUCAUCUCACCGUCAUCCCCUCCAAGCUUCCUCAAAGCAGGAGACACCCCAGCACGUCCAGCAGCAGCCCUACAGCAGCACUCCCCUGCACACAGGGCUCCGACAGCUCCCUGUUCUUCUUGCUGCCUCCCCGCUCAACAGCAGCCUCGACAAGCAGAGGUCAACCAGUCAAGGGGGGGAUAGGGCGUCAUCUGAGAGCCCAGAGAAGACAGAGCUAGGGAGCUUUCAUCUCUCCCCAUUGUCCUCCCCCUCUUCAUCUCACAGAGGUCUUCAUAGUUCACUGAAACAUAAGUCCUCCAGUGAGAGUCGACGUUCUGUUGAGUCCAGCAGUCAUGAGAACACAGGGGAUAAGCUCAAAAGAGGGGGAAGCAGAAAUGAGUGGACAGAAAGCGAGUGCAAAAAUAAAGACUCACGUGAUGAAGGACAACAGGCGGAGGCAAAAGAAGAAAGUGAGGAGGCAGAGAUUGCCCAGUCUAGUUUCCAGCAGAGCUUCAUGGACGAGCCUCCCAUUGCUUUCAAUGACUCAUGGGGCCUUGACGCCUGCGUGGAAGCAAACCCCGGCUGCUUCAGUCUGAGGCUGGAGGACAGCGGGGGAUCCAGCCGGCAGGAACGUAGCCUGGAACGAAAAGAAACAACCUCUGUUGACUGUCAUCCUCCACCAUCUAGUCACUGUAUCCAGUCAUCGAGCAGCUGCGGCGAUUUGGUGAACUCCUCUCCAUCUAAAGCCCACAGUGCACAACCAGCCACCAGCGCACAGGCUCAUAGAAACGCUUCCUUCACCCCGUCACCACCAGACACGCACAACAGCUUCAUGAACCCGCAAAUGUGGGACAGCUGGGAGGAGGAACAAGAGGAGGCUCUUCCUCUCUCUUGGAGGUUGAACCCUCCUGCUCAGCUCAGAACGCCAGCAUCAUCGCACAAUAAAAAGCACUGCUCCGUGGUGCCCAUCACUCCCAUGCCCCACUACUCUGACAUGGACACACCGGAUCUCAAGAACAAACUCAACAGGUUUGGCGUUCGGCCUUUACCCAAGCGCCAGAUGAUCCUCAAACUGAAGGAGAUCCACCAGUACACCCACCAGCUGGUCAGUUCAGACUCCGAGGACGAGGCACCCUCUGCGGGGCGUGCUGCUAAGAGGAAGCCCCCCCCUAACACCAGUUCAGCGGCUCCUGGCAGCCAGACAGUGAAGUUUAAAGAGCCCAUAGCGCCGGCUGCCGUCUCCCCUCUGAAACAGCGAGCGGAGGAGGAGGAGGAGGAGGAGGGAGAGCUGCUCUCUGCCUCACAGGGGUCCAACACCUCUUCAACAGCCGCCAGUGAAGAGUCUGGAAGGUCCAAUCCAGAGCUGUGCCUCACUUCCGAUGGCGACUCAGACAGUGAUGGCGUCUCUGCCUCCCAAGCUGUGACUCAACUUCAGGACCGCCUCAAGGCCGUGCGUUCCUUCAUCCUGUCGGACUCCGGGCUGUACAGUCAGAUCCUCCAGUACCAGCCUCUGGUCCUCUCCCAGCUCCAACAGCGACUCAAGGCGGCCGGGAUCCGCCUGGGCGCCGCCAAGCUGGUGGACUAUCUGGACUCUCAGUGCAUCACUUUCACCACGGCCAAGCCAGGCCACUCUGCACCCAGCCGCAGACGGGCCAAGAGGACGAAGGCAGCGGGUGUAAGAGGAGCAGGCAGGAAAAAAACUGUUACAAUUUCUCUUUAAAACACUAUGACUGAGAGUGGCCGGUUUUACUUCAGGGUUUGGAACAUUUGUCUGACAAGGACUUUCCGGAAAAGAAGCGGCCGUUAGAUUCUGAACAUUUUACAAAAGAUUGUGGGUUUGCUCCUGAUCAACUCGAUUCCUCAAAAGUUGAUCACAGUUUUACCAGUUUGUUUAAAAUGGAGGACAGUUUGGUUUAAGGUUUGACUGACUGAAAAUAAAGAAUACAAAAAAGGUAAAUGUUCAAAUGCUCAGUGGUAAACAAAAGAUCUUUUCAUUCAAAAAUGAUUCCUCAGUCAAUCUUGAUGUUUUCUGGAGUGGUAUAAUAAAUCCUUAUUUCACCUCUAUUAA
This is a messenger RNA of Hippoglossus stenolepis (Pacific halibut), 6009 nucleotides long. It is a transcript of the gene slx4, whose product is annotated as SLX4 structure-specific endonuclease subunit homolog (S. cerevisiae). Bases 343 to 5661 code for a protein of 1772 amino acids. The record is from RefSeq and is a predicted model, not a curated record. The transcript has 14 exons. Lineage: Eukaryota; Metazoa; Chordata; Actinopteri; Pleuronectiformes; Pleuronectidae. Gene Ontology annotation, cellular component: nucleus; Slx1-Slx4 complex. Gene Ontology annotation, biological process: DNA replication; meiotic DNA double-strand break processing; interstrand cross-link repair. Gene Ontology annotation, molecular function: enzyme binding.